AUGAGUCUAUCUACACCCCACCACAUCGAUUUCGGAGGCCAUAACAAGGAGGAGGAGGAGGAGGAGGGUGAGAGGCGUUUGCGUUACCUUUACUCCUUCCACGACACAUUGGUGAUGCUGGCAAAUCUCUCGGCGCUCCCAGCAACAUGCGCAGGAGGUUGCGACUUUUUUAUUGGUCGUGGUCGAGGUCGCGGUCGAGCAACGGGGGUGAGGGGAACCGGGGACAGCCCUUCGAAGUAUUCUGCGUCUGAAUCCAUGGUGCUUGCGGCUCUAGCCGGGGUUGCCUGCGUGUCGCAACUCUUGCUGGUGUACGCAAUGCCGCUUCUUCUUCCCUCCACUCCUGGCCUCUUCUAUGCUUCUUCCAUCGCCUUCUUUGCCCCCUUCUCCGCCUCCGCCAAUGCCCUCUUUUCCUGUUUCUCUGCCUCCGUCGCUGCCUUUUUCGCCCCAGCCGUAUUCUGCUUCUCCCUGGCUUUCUCUCGUUUUUCCUCAUCUGCAAUAUCCUUAUAG
Laccaria bicolor S238N-H82 is the source of this 507-nucleotide messenger RNA. RefSeq lists its product as uncharacterized. The transcript is spliced from 3 exons. Lineage: Eukaryota; Fungi; Basidiomycota; Agaricomycetes; Agaricales; Hydnangiaceae. The record is from RefSeq and is a predicted model, not a curated record. Bases 1 to 507 code for a protein of 168 amino acids.